CGUUCAAACACCGACCGUUAUUCACCGGGUGGGUAACGGUGGUUGCCUGACAAAAAAACACCUUCAGGCGCCCCAAGUUCACCCAGGUGAGCGCGCGCGACUAAGACCGGAGAGGUGCGCGCGAGAGUGUCUGUUCCCUGAUCAUCACUUUGUUGGGGGGGGGAGGAAAAAAAAAGACAUGUGGCGCUUGAGCGCGAGCCCAGUUGCAUCAUCACCAACAGCCUUUAAAACGCCUCCCAGCUCACCGGUGGAGGUAGAAAUCGAGCCAGCAGCGAGAGAAACGCACUUCUGCUUCCCACUGCGACGGCGCGGCGACACAAUGGAGACAAAUUACCCCACAACCAGGAGGAAAGUCAACAGGACGCCAUGCUGCAGUAUAAAGCUGUUCGUCCUGUGCCACUGCUUCCUGCAGCUCUCGCAGCUGCUCUACAGCGCCUACUUCAGGAGCACCAUCUCCACUAUCGAGAAGCGCUACGGCCUCAACAGCUUUUCCUCAGGAGCCAUUUCCUCUCUCAACGAGGUCAGCAACUGCAUCCUGAUUGUGUUUGUGAGCUACUUUGGCAACCGGGUUCACCGUCCUCGCAUCAUUGGCAUCGGCGGACUGCUGAUGGCCUUCAGCGCCAUGAUCCUCACCUUACCUCACUUUCUGUCGCAGCCCUACACACACAGCUCGGCUUUGCAGAAAGACCAAGCCCUAUGCAACCCAUCUGCCAACGCCACCAACCCGGAGUCAUGUGAUGUUGAAGUUAACAAGCGCCUGACUGAGACCACCCUGUUGUGGGUAUUUAUGGGCAUCGCUCAGCUUCUGUUCGGCGUGGGUUCGGUCCCCAUCCAGCCCUUCGGCAUUUCCUACAUUGACGAUUUUGCAGAACGUAAAAACUCCCCUCUCUACAUAGCCAUCCUGUUUGCCGUGUCUGUGUUUGGACCCUCCAUCGGCUACCUGCUGGGUGCAUUCAUGCUUCGGUUCUAUGUGGACAUGAACAGAAGUAGCUUCAAUGAAAUUCCGACGUUGAGCCCCGUUGACCCCGGCUGGGUGGGGGCUUGGUGGAUGGGUCUGCUUGUCAUCACCGGCUUCUUGACCUUCUCCUCCAUUCCUUACUUUUUCUUCCCCCGUCAAAUGAGCUUUGAAGUAGAGAUGGCGGAGAGUGAGAGUGAGAGUGACACACACGAUAACUUACGGGAGAAGGAUGGGUCUUUGAUUGAGUUUCUUAAAUUGUUUCCUAGAAUGUUCUUCCACCUGCUGUCCAGCCCUCUCUUCCUCUUGCUGGUCAUGGCCCAGUGCUGCUUUUCCUCAGUCAUAGCAGGCCUAGCUAGCUUCCUUAGCAAGUUCCUGGAGAGACAAUAUGGGGUUUCAGUUUCCUUCAGCACUCUGCUAGUCGGGUCUUUGAAUCUACCAGCUGCAGCAUUGGGAAUGCUGAUCGGUGGCUUCAUCAUGAGGAGGCUGGGACUCACCUUGAAGAGCAUCCCUCGUUUCGCAGUCAUCAUGCUAAUCAUUUCCACUGCCCUCUGCAUCCCUCUCUUCUUCAUGGGCUGCGACACGCAGAAAGUCUCAGAGGUCAAUUACCAAGUUGAUCGUCCCAGGUGCUCCGCCAGCUGCUCCUGUCCUGAGAGCACCGCCCUACCUGUCUGUGACUCCAAUGGGAUUCAGUACCUUUCUCCCUGCCAUGCUGGCUGCACUAACGUCACCUUACACCCCAACAGGACCAUCAGAUCUAUGGUAUUUACCAACUGCAAGUGUGUGUCUGGGGCUGAGAACCAAGUCACACCAGGUCAUUGCCCAAACCGCUGCUCUCAUUAUCUCUACCCAGUCAUAAUACUCAUCUCUCUCGCUUCACUGAUUGCCUGCCUCUCUCACAACCCACUAUACAUGAUGGUGCUCAGAUGUGUUUCCGCUGACGAGAAGUCAUUUGCUAUAGGACUUCAGUUCUUACUUAUGAGAAUAUUUGCCUGGCUUCCGGGUCCAGCGAUCUUUGGGAUGGUCAUCGACAUGUCUUGCAUCUGGUGGACAAACGUGUGCGGAAGGAAGUUCAGCUGCGAAUACUAUGACACCGUCCUCUUCAGGCGCCGAUACAUUGGUUUGCAGGUGGGUUAUAAGAUCAUAGGCAUCAUCCUGCUGAUCAUCCUGGGUUGGAAAGCAAAACGGACCCAGGAGUACUAUCUGGACAAGAAGCCCACAAUCUGAGUGUGAUCCGACUGAGACCCGUCUCAUAGCGUCGCUGUGAAGUUAGAACAUUUUGAGGAAGAGUACUCCUUGGAAGGCUGCAUCUGUAAUAAAGGAUGAAAUCUCGAUUAAAAAUUGUUAAAUAUCUUUGAACAUUACGUGUUCGUGUUAGGUUUAAAUGGACUUGGGGUUUCUGUUUGCAUUGGGAACAUACUCUAUAACUAAUGAACUGUAUAGCUUAAUAUUUAAGUUAUUUUCUACAUAUUUGUCUCAUACCCUGAGACAUCAGUAACAACACCAAGAAUAGAUUCAUGUAUAAUCAUAUGUAAGUUUUUGAUGGAUUUUCAGAUAUUAAGCACCUACUCCUACCUUUUAUAUUUUUAAAUAAAAUAAAUUAUGCACCUAAAUCAUGCUGUAUACAGAUCUGGUCAUUGAACAUGUUCUGUGUUUUGCUAUUUGUCCGUUUAAAAGCUGCUUUGAGAUUUUGUGAAACUAUUGCAGCAUAUGUCUUCGUGAGCAGAAAGUUGUUGGAACAUGGUGGUGGCCGCAUCAACCUGUGGGAAUGAGUUUUGUCAAGAGGGAAGCUGGUCAGAGACGUAAAGAUAACUGUUCAAAAUAAGGAAAUAUUGAUCCCAUGCAUCACCUGCUUCAUAAACACAAAUCUACCCUGACAUUUUGUUUUACAGAUUCAGAAAAAGAGCCAGCUUACAUUGUGACAAAAAUAUCUAAUAAAGGGGCCUCUGAUGAGACCCAUUCAAAUAGCUCUGAAAUGUAGAAGUGAAGAUCUCGUUUGGGAAACAUUGUUUGUGUAAUGUACUUUUUUUCCUCUAUUUUUUUUUCUCUUUUCUCUACAUACAAAGAUCAGUGAAUACAACAAAUAAUUGUAUUUAAUAGCCAUUAAUGUGACACUUUAGUUCAUCUGGCUCGAAGCAAACAUCAGAACAUACUGAUGGAGCAAAAGCUUGGCAGUUUUUUCCCCAUAAUGUAUGAAAAUCAUGUAUAAAACUGCAUUUUUAUUAAUAAG
Poeciliopsis prolifica (blackstripe livebearer) is the source of this 3185-nucleotide messenger RNA. RefSeq names its product solute carrier organic anion transporter family, member 2A1 (gene slco2a1). Bases 179 to 2182 code for a protein of 667 amino acids. NCBI's taxonomy places the organism in Eukaryota, Metazoa, Chordata, Actinopteri, Cyprinodontiformes, Poeciliidae. Gene Ontology annotation, cellular component: membrane. The transcript has 14 exons. Gene Ontology annotation, molecular function: prostaglandin transmembrane transporter activity; protein binding. The record is from RefSeq and is a predicted model, not a curated record. Gene Ontology annotation, biological process: prostaglandin transport; sodium-independent organic anion transport; transmembrane transport.